AUGCCUCGUAUCUAUACUAACCCAAAGCUGCCAAACCCGGAGAUUCCGCCCUUGGAUCUUCUAAGUUUGCUUUUCGAUUCGGACCUAGCGGUUUCGCAGGCUGAUACGGUGCUUCAUGCUGAAGCUGCAAACCCCCAAAACAAGGUUACCAAGACACAGCUGAAAGACCUCAUUGAACGCAUAGCCCAUGGCUUGCGCAACAACUACAACAUUGGUGGCCGAGGGUCUGGAAAGGACGUCGUUACUUUGAUCAGUUAUGGCCAAAUCUUGCUUCCUGCGGCCGGCUUUGGGGUGAUUGCAGCAGGCGGCGUAUGCAGUUUUGCCAGUCCCUCGAGCACAGGGGCCGAAUUUCGUCGGCAGCUCGAGCUGGGCAAGUCCAAUUGGGUCAUCUGCGGUAGUGAGCAUGUCGAUGUGGUAACCAAGGCUGCCGCGGAGAUCAAUCUUCCCAGGCGCAACAUCUUGGUACUCGACUCUUCACCUUGGCGCCUCAAGAGUCUCGAUGGGCAGGUGGACGCCAUCUCGAGCGAGUGCCUACCCUGGAAACGAAUCACGGAUCCCCAAGAGCUUAAAGAGAGUUUGAUCCUGAUUCUUUGGUCAAGUGGAACGACUGGACUUCCCAAGGGCGUCAUGCUGUCACACCAGAAUUUUGUUGCCGAGACCUUCAUAACAUCCGUCUUAAGCCGUAAAUUUGUGGAGAAGCAGAUUGAAGAAGGCACCUUCACUCCCGUUGAAUACAAAACUCUCGCCCACUUACCAACUUCACAUAUUGCGGGCCUUUUUGGAUACUUCAUUGGACCUACUUAUGCCGGAGGUACCGUCUACUGGAUGCGCAAGUACAAUUGGCAAGAUCUGCUCAAGUAUGCCAAACACUACAAAAUCACCGUCUUCUACACUGUUCCUUCCAUCUAUCUACGCAUCAGUAAAUCUCCAGAGGUGACCGACCACUUUUCCAACCUCGCUGGAGCUGCCACCGGUGCAGCGCCCAUGGACGGACAAUUGCAGAAAACUGCCAACCAAAAGCUAGGCGAGGGCAAAGAGCAGAUGCUUGGCCAGACAUGGGGUCUGAGCGAGACGACGGGCGCCGUCACCGCGGUGCCUGCCGGAGAGAGUGAUGAUACCGGCUCGAUUGGCUCUAUCCUGCCCAAUGUGCAGCUACGCAUCGUGGACGAGGAUUUCAACGACGUCGAGCCAGGGCAAGAAGGCGAGCUGAUUGUAAAGUCUGCCGUCGUGACCAAUGGCUAUUUCAACAACCCGGAAGCGACCAAGGCAGCCUUCCACGACGGCUGGUUCCUGACGGGAGACAUUGGCGUCAUUCGCGACGGAAAGUUCUUUGUUGUUGACCGCAAGAAGGAACUCCUCAAGUACAAGGGUCUCCAGGUUGCACCAGCUGAAAUUGAGGGAUUGCUUCUUGAGCAUCCGGCAAUCAAGGAGGCCGCGGUUAUAGGCUUGCCGGACCCAUCGGCGGGUGAUCUACCAAGAGCCUAUGUCGUGCCCGUUGAGAAUGCCAAGAUCAGCGAGGAUGAUAUCAAGCAGUAUGUUGCUAGCAAGCUGGCAUCUCAUAAACAACUUCGCGGUGGUGUUGUUUGUAAGUAUAAGGUCAUGUUACAGCCCCGACUCGAGCGACUCACGAGUGCCAUUGGCAAAAUCCUUCGCCGCGAGCUUCGUGACAGGGCCAAGAAGGAGAUCCAGACUUCCAAGUUGUAG
Molecule: messenger RNA, 1704 nt
Organism: Pestalotiopsis fici W106-1
Lineage: Eukaryota; Fungi; Ascomycota; Sordariomycetes; Amphisphaeriales; Sporocadaceae
Exons: 7
Coding region: 1-1704 (567 amino acids)
Biological process (GO): secondary metabolic process
Molecular function (GO): CoA-ligase activity
Source: RefSeq, a predicted model, not a curated record